CUGUUUAAAAAAACAAUACAUUUGCUGUAUUAACCUACAAAGGACGGCGUUCGAUAUUUUCCUCAACAGCUAUAUACAGGUGUAUACAGGAAGUACCGUUUCUGCGCUAGAAGAAAUGGCAGACGAAACAGUAUUCGAUUUCUUACAUUCCGAACUUGUUAACUAUGUAAUCGAGCAGAGCGAGCUGAAAAACAAAGAUGCCAAAGACGAAGAUUUAUCAAAUUUGGAAUACUUGGGAUUUUCCACUGGAUACAGAAUGAUAGAAAGAUUAACAAAGGAAAUGCCUCGGUUCAAAGAUGAGCUGGACACGAUGAAAUUCAUAUGCACUGAUUUUUGGACGGCGAUCUAUAGGAAACAGAUAGACAACUUGCGGACCAACCACCAAGGCGUCUACGUGCUGCAGGACAACGGAUUCCGAUUUCUGAACAACAUCUCUAAUGGUAAACAAUAUUUGGAGCUGGCUCCGCGUUACGUGACGUUCACGUGCGGCGUAGUCAGAGGCGGAUUGGCCAAUUUGGGCAUCAACAGUUUAGUAACUGCGGAGGUGCAAAGCAUGCCCUCUUGCAAGUUCCACAUUCAGGUCCAAAGAUCUUAACGAGAUUAUUUAUUUGUCUUUAUUUUUUAUUUGUAAGUAUAUAAAAAAGAAACAUUUUGCCGAUCGGUCUUGUG
Messenger RNA from Nicrophorus vespilloides, 669 nucleotides. RefSeq names its product trafficking protein particle complex subunit 6B (gene Trs33). Gene Ontology annotation, cellular component: cis-Golgi network; TRAPP complex; trans-Golgi network. Lineage: Eukaryota; Metazoa; Arthropoda; Insecta; Coleoptera; Silphidae. The transcript is spliced from 3 exons. The coding region runs from base 116 to 595 and encodes 159 amino acids. The record is from RefSeq and is a predicted model, not a curated record. Gene Ontology annotation, biological process: regulation of GTPase activity; endoplasmic reticulum to Golgi vesicle-mediated transport.